Aspergillus nomiae NRRL 13137 is the source of this 2505-nucleotide messenger RNA. RefSeq lists its product as uncharacterized. NCBI's taxonomy places the organism in Eukaryota, Fungi, Ascomycota, Eurotiomycetes, Eurotiales, Aspergillaceae. The coding region runs from base 1 to 2505 and encodes 834 amino acids. The record is from RefSeq and is a predicted model, not a curated record. Gene Ontology annotation, biological process: secondary metabolic process; DNA-templated transcription. Gene Ontology annotation, molecular function: carboxy-lyase activity; zinc ion binding; DNA binding. Gene Ontology annotation, cellular component: cytosol; cytoplasm. The transcript is spliced from 3 exons.
AUGGGUGAGCACGCUUUUGACUGGCUUCGGGAGAAGGCGAUCGGAUGGAGUCACACACCUCCGGUCAACAAGAUCGAUACUCACCAUCACUUCGUGCCACCGUUCUAUGCAAAGGCGAUUGAGGAUCAAGGAGGGGAUCCUAGUGGUUGGCCGACUCCCCGCUGGUCCUCCUUGGCAUCCAAGCUUCUGAUGAAACGUGUCGGCGUCCAGACUGCUGUUCUCUCCGUGACAGCCCCGGGAGCUUGUAUUCUUCCAGAUCGUCAAAGACGUGCCCAGCUUGCACGCCAAUUAAAUGAAUACGCAGCGGAGCUUCGGGACAAGGACCCCAGGUCUUUUGGCUUUUUCGUCUCUUUACCCAACAUCCUGGACACUGAAGACGCCCUGGCAGAGAUAAAGUACGGAUUGGAUACGCUGCAUGCCGAUGGAGUUACCCUUUUUACCCGAUACGGUGACUCUAACACGUAUCUUGGACACCCGGACGUGGAACCGAUCUGGAGUGAGCUGAACAGGCGAGGCUGCGUCGUGUUCGUUCAUCCAACACAUCCAGUAGACACCAAUCCCGUCAAUUCCAAACUACCUCAGCCAAGUAUCGACUAUCCGCAUGAGACCACCCGUACUGCCAUGGACAUGAUCACCAAUGGCACGCGCCUCAAGUACCCCAACUGCAAGGUUAUUCUAUCCCAUGCUGGGGGGUCGUUACCAUACAUCAUCUCCCGAGUUGCGACGCCGAUGCGAAAAGCGCCAGACUUUGCGGUUUCGCACCGCAUGGGAACAACCCAUGACAAGACUAUGGAAGCAUUCCGCAGUUUCCAUUACGAUCUGGCAUUAAGUGCCUCCCCACAAGUCAUGGACCUUCUCCUCAAGAUGGUUCCCCAUGAUCAUAUCUUGUACGGCAGUGAUUUCCCAUAUGCACCGAUAACUGCGUACCCUGCUUUCCUGGAGGAGUUGGAGUCUUAUGAGAUGAGCUGCGAGCUCCGGGACAAGAUCAACUUUGGGAAUGCAAUGAAGUAUCUUCGGAUGCUUCAUCAUCGUAUCCGAGAGCUGGAGGAAACAUGCACCAAAGCAGGGGUCCCCGUACCUGCAUUUGGAGGCGAGAGCCUCAUGGACAACUCUUUGACAGCUGAGAACGAUUCGGGUGACGCCUCUGGGUUGCUGGAUCAGGCCAUAUUGUCAACUACAACGAGCGCGCAAGCACAACAACAUUCGCCUACACACCAUACAGAGCCGGCCAGAUCGCAUCCCGUGAACAGUGACGUGCAUAUAUAUAGUCCUCCCGUGACUGAGACUGAGAUCUACCCUUCGACCCCAUUUGAACCUCAUAGUAACGUCACUGGAAUGGGCGCGAUCAGUUCUGUCGAUGAGUCUGGGAGACCUGUGAACGAAUACUUUGGCAGCUCAUCAGCCGUUUCUCUAAUGCGACUACUGGCGAAGGGCUCAGGCAGACCUCACAACACAACAAUUCGCAACAUCGCAGAACAUACUCCGAGUCCAUUAAGUCGAAGGGAAGAGAUGUCGUCCUUAACACAAGGUGCCGGGGCACCCCAAAGCAAAUUUCAGGUAGAUGAGCUUCUCCUUCCGCCAAGGGACUUAGCAGAUCACCUAUUGGACUGCUUCUGGGACCGGAUCUACUGUCUCUACCCAUUUUUUCACCGUCAGAGCUUACAAGACGCCUACGAUAAUCUAUGGGUCGCGCGUGAGCAGCCCACCAAACCAUUAAGCAACCUUGAUAUUGGACUGGGAAACAAAAAUCAUUCGGGGUCUCGAUCGAUCGUGUUCAUCUGUGCGCUCAAUAUCAUUUUUGCUCUUGGCUGCCACUUUGCCGAUAUGCCAGUCCACGAGCGAGAAGCGGCUGCCCAUACCUUCUUUCUCAGGGCGAAGAGGUUUAUUGGUCUUGACAUUCUGGACAUCUGCACAGUCGGCACUGUCCAAUGCCUUCUACUGGCCGGAUUAUUUCUGCAGUCAACGCCCUACCCCCAUCGAUGCUGGCACUCCAUAGGUGUGGCUUGCCGCGUGGCCCAGGGACUGGGCCUCCAUGAAGCGCAAUUGGAUGACAAUGUACAUCCGCUCGAACAAGAAAUCCAACGCCUCACUUGGCAUGGAUGCGUGAUGAUGGAUAUGUUUGUAAGCAUGACUUACGGUCGGCCAACGAUGACCUCCCAUUUACCAAGUGUUCCACUCCCGGCAUGCUCUGAAGCGGGAUCCGGGGAAGACCAAAGCCCAUCUGUGAUGGUCUUCUACAUUGCCACCAUAGAAUUGUACAGAAUCCUAGACAGUAUAUUAUCUGACGUGUAUCAGGUCUGGUGGAGCAAAAGCAGUGCAACCCCGGGUGGCCCUACAGCAAAGCAGGGAGGCUUAGAUGUUAUUAUCUCUUUGGAAGAGAAGCUGUUCGAGUACGAGUCCAACCUACCAUCGUUCUUGAACUGGACGAAGCCAAUGACGCCAGAACCUAUGUCAGCCAAGCAGCUCAUCUUGAGACGCCAGAGAAAUGUGCUCCAUGCAAGGUAA